Molecule: messenger RNA, 3556 nt
Organism: Belonocnema kinseyi
Lineage: Eukaryota; Metazoa; Arthropoda; Insecta; Hymenoptera; Cynipidae
Gene: Klc
Product: kinesin light chain
Exons: 8
Coding region: 215-1969 (584 amino acids)
Biological process (GO): microtubule-based movement
Cellular component (GO): kinesin complex; membrane-bounded organelle; cytoplasm
Molecular function (GO): kinesin binding
Source: RefSeq, a predicted model, not a curated record
GCCCCUCGUAGAAAUCAAAUUACACUAAAUAUAUAUUUUUUUACUUAUUCGAUACAUGCAUUUUUUACCCGGUCUUGUUUAUGGACUGAAUCAAGUGACAAUAUUAGCACCAAGUCCCGAUGCAGUGAGAAAUCCGAAUAGAUCGUUAUCGUAGGAAAAAAAAAGUUGAUAUUUUUUACGGAAUAGGUAGGUUUCGCAUUCUCCAACUUUAUCGAUGGGUAGAACAGAAAUGUCAAAAACGCUGAACGCUUAUAGAAUAAAAAAAAUAGAACACAUUGGCAGAAUGACGGCCAUGACACAGGAGGAGAUUGUGGCCGGUGCUCGCACCGUUGCCCAGGGUCUGGAAACUUUAAGGGUCGAACAUAGCGGUCUUCUUCAGAGUUUACAGUCCCAGGAAGCGCCAGCAGCCCGUGAUAAGGCGACUCUGUUGUCGAAAAACAUCGAGAUGAUAGAAUUGGGCCUGGGUGAAGCUCAGGUCAUGAUGGCUCUGGCGAGUCAUUUGCAAAUGGUAGAAGCUGAAAAACAAAAACUCAGAACUCAAGUCAGAAGGCUUUGUCAGGAAAAUGCCUGGUUGAGGGACGAAUUAGCGGGUACACAGCAAAAGCUACAAGCCAGUGAACAAGCUGUGGCCCAAAUGGAAGAAGAAAAGAAGCACCUUGAGUUCAUGGCUAACAUGAGACAGUACGAUCCAGAUCCGCCUGCCGACGAUGAAAAUGCAAAAGACAGACCUAAGGAUGACCCUAUAGACCUUUCUCUUUUCCCAGACGACGACGCUGAGGACCGAAAUAGUAAGUCAAUGUCCCCCACCCCACCUUCACAAUUCGCACAGCAAGUGAAUGCGGGUUACGAGAUUCCAGCCCGCUUGAGAACACUGCACAAUCUUGUUAUUCAAUAUGCGAGCCAGGGCCGUUACGAAGUAGCGGUACCACUCUGUAAGCAAGCCUUAGAGGAUCUGGAAAAGACUUCCGGUCACGAUCAUCCUGACGUGGCGACGAUGUUGAACAUCCUCGCACUGGUUUACCGCGACCAGAACAAGUACAAGGAAGCAGCCAAUCUCCUGAACGACGCGUUGGCCAUCCGCGAGAAGACACUUGGCGAGAAUCAUCCUGCGGUUGCAGCGACUCUCAACAACCUAGCCGUCCUUUAUGGAAAGCGUGGUAAAUAUAAGGAGGCUGAACCUUUGUGUAAGCGCGCCCUGGAAAUCCGAGAGAAGGUUCUUGGUCGCGACCAUCCGGAUGUUGCCAAGCAGUUGAACAAUCUUGCCUUGCUGUGUCAGAAUCAAGGCAAGUACGAGGAAGUCGAACGUUAUUAUCAGCGAGCGCUUGAAAUCUACGAAGCGAAGCUUGGCCCGGAUGACCCGAACGUUGCGAAGACGAAAAAUAACCUGGCAUCGUGCUACUUGAAACAGGGCAAAUAUAAGGGUGCUGAAGUUCUCUACAAACAAGUAUUAACCAGAGCCCAUGAGAGAGAGUUUGGUGCUAUCGACGGUGAUAAUAAGCCCAUUUGGCAGGUUGCCGAAGAAAGAGAAGAAAAUAAACAUAAAAAUAAAGAGAAUGCUCCUUAUGGAGAGUAUGGUGGAUGGCACAAAGCAGCGAAAGUUGACUCCCCCACAGUCACGACAACACUCAAAAACUUAGGUGCACUUUAUCGACGACAAGGAAAAUAUGAAGCCGCAGAUACGCUUGACGAUUGUGCGUUGAGGUCUCGAAAAGAGCACGUUCAACAGGCACUGGAUCUCGUGAAGCAAGCGAAAGUCGCACAAAUUUUAGGAGAGGAGAAAGGAUCGACGAGACGCGGCUCCAGGUCUAGUCUGGCAAAUAGCGAGCACGAACAACAAGACGAGGGUUCACUGCCGCUGGUUCAGAGGGCGCUCCACGAAGGACAGUCUGGCCACCACGACGCUAGUCCUAACAAACCCGGUUUUAAAAACAAGAUUUUUCACGUUUUAGGAAUUCACUCAUCUACGUAGAAACCUUAUUCAAUUCGUCGAGUUGCCUGUUGUCGUAUUUUAUGUUUACCAACCCGGGAUAUUUGGUACACGUUGCUAGAGAUUUUUGCUUUUAGGAUACUCUCUCCAAUUUUAAUUCUUUCAUCACGCGAAGAUAAAUAAAUCCUCGUUGAUACAGCAGCAAGUCUAGCCGUUAAACCAGUAAAGUUCAAGUGCGCAGCACUUCUCGUAUUUAUCAGUGAAAAUUGUGGAUUAUUUUUUAAUUUGACUCGAGCCACGACGCGAUCUAAAAAGAUUUAUUUAUUUUAAACUUUAUUGUUUCAGUAAUUGUUUUUUUUUGCAUUUCGUUGUUAAAUGUUGUAUUAGAAUGUCAUUCGAGAAUUCUGGUAUUAUUUUUCAAGCUUCGUCUGUAUUUCUGCUAUCUGUGAUAACGAUUUUAUUAAAUUUUUAUUGAGAAAUACGAGGAUAUAGAGCGAAUUUCGCAAAAAGAUAGUUGUUUGUAACUUCCAGAGAUUAUUGUUCCAAGCAUUUUAACUGUAUCACUUCCAAUUGUUGCUUCGUUUUACUGAUGAAGUUUUGUGUGUUCUUUCUUUGAAAAGGAACGAAGAAAGCAUUUUUAUUGUGUAAGAGUAGAAAGGAUUCCGAAUAGUCAAACGAACUUUACAUUUUUCUUUCGACAAUUCCUCCUCGCAACGUAGAAUAUCCUUAGUUAUGUGUUUUUAAUUAUUGAAUUUUAUGGGGGUUGUUUUGGGUCGAAGGAAAAGUGUAAAUAUUAGAAAAAGAUUAAAAUUAUUUUAUAAAAAGUAGUUCAUUAGGUGUUUAUACGAGAUCAGCUUUGCUCAACUAUACAAUCUGAUAGAUCAGUAAAGAUAAUCGUAAAACUAAAGUUUUGCAUAUUUCUCCAUAGAAAUUUAUACAGAUUUUUAUUCUAAUAAUAUUAUAACAAUAUUCACUGCAAUGUCAUUUUCAUUUACACGCUUUCACUCGUUUUCCUUUUAUUUAUUUCUGUUAUUUUGUAGAGUCUCUCAGAAUCAAAAGUUGAAAAUAUUUUAGAGAUCACGAAUGUUUUACACUAGCAUGCUUUACUGUUUGUUCGUAAUACUUUCAAAAAUGUCUCACAGAAAUGGAGAGGUCGCGUUUUUCCAUAUUGAGCUCACUUCGAUUUAAUUACUUCGAUUGUGUCCUAAGAGCUAAUCUACUACGUACGGGGUGUCUCGAAUUAAUUCGAGUUCUUUUAAAAGUGAAUAAAUAAUAAUAUUAAUAACGAAUGAAAGACGCGUUUCACCUCUUCGUGUGCUUGUAUUAUAAUAAAUUAAUCGUAAAAUUAGCUUAGAUAAUUAUCAGCAGAGACUUUAACAGACUGUAAUAAAAAAAGCGCCUUUACUUUGCUUCGGUUCGAGGCACCUUGUAUUAUAUUUGACUAGAUAGUUUAAUUUUAUUGAAUAUUAAUAUUUUUAACUUAGCGUUAGAUAGGAAAAAUAUAAGAUAAUGUUUAUCUAAGAGAAUAAUAUCUUCUAAGAAAACAUUGUGAAUCAUGUUGUAUAACGUGAUGAUGACAAGAGAAAGUAGUGCCUUGAUACUUUAAUAAAGAAAUAAAUUAUUUUGUAA